Molecule: messenger RNA, 1161 nt
Organism: Peniophora sp. CBMAI 1063
Lineage: Eukaryota; Fungi; Basidiomycota; Agaricomycetes; Russulales; Peniophoraceae
Source: the annotation of a GenBank genome assembly
AUGCCUCUACCGCGUUUACGACUUCCACUCUCUCUAAACGCAAAUUUUCUGCGUAGCAAACCUCCACAUUCUCGCAGAAUAGUUUCCCGUGCUUCCGCUCGCGCUUCAACAUCAUCGUGCUCGCCCUCAUGGUCACGGCGCACCUCCGCGACAGCGAGCUCGCGCCCCGGUGUCAAACACGCGACGGCCGCAUCACUUUUGACUGAGACGCUCGACCGGCGAACUAGUGGGCAGGGACGCGGUGGGCCUGAGGCUGUUGGACCGUUUCAGCUUGGACUUGGCCAGCAGAACUUUGGUGGGCAGGAGCAGAAGAAAUGGAGUGAGCUUAGUACGGGUGGAAAGGCUGUACGCGCCACUGCGAGGACGAGCAAUAUGGUUGUGAUCAUGUUCGGCGCAGGCUUGACGGCGCUGCUCGGCUACGCGCUCACGUCUGAGCUCUUCAGCUCAAAUUCUCCGACGGUGCUCUACAAUGAGGCUUGCGAACGCAUCAAGUCCAAUCCGCGUGUAUCCAAAUACUUCCCCGGCACACUCGUCUUCCACAACAAUCCGCCGUCCGCCAUCCGACCCCGACACCGCAACCGCGGCGUAGCAUCCCAACUCGUCCGCGACUCCUCGGGACGCGAACACCUACUCCUAAACUUCUACAUCCAGGCUCUCCCACCCUCCGCAUCCGCCACAUCAUACGCAGACUCCGCCCUCGCAUGGGUCGAGUCGCUACCCAGCACAACAUCAGACGAUAUCCGGGCGUGGGGACGCGGCGUUGUGGACUCUACGAAGGACUUGUUCCGGUAUUUGACGGGCGAUCCUGCUGCGCCUUCGACACGGCCGGGUGGUUGGUUCGAGGAUGGGACGGCGAGGAAAGAGGACAGGGUCGAGAGGGCUGAGUCGAAAGGCCUAUGGGGAAGCAUUACGGGCGUCUUUGGAUCUUUGCGGGGAGCCAGUCGGGCGAGCAAUGAGGAACGGCAAGCGGAGGCGGCGGGGAAGUACCAGGAGGGCGAGGUACACGUCGACUUGAUCAAGAAUGAGAACGGCAACUUUGUCUUCCGGUAUAUCCUGAUCGACAUUCCUAACUCCCAUUCACGCAAGCCCGUCCGCGUAUUCGUCGAGCGUGCGGCAGGCGUAAGCGAGAGCGUCUCUGUCAUGCGCUGGGACUCUGCCUAA